AUGCCCAAAUCGCGUAGCGAAGCUGAGGCCGAAGUGCGCUCGUGGGGCUACAACCACGUCUUCACAUGGACCGACUCACCCAACGCACACUACCCACCGCACAAACACAGCGGAAAGACAACGCACCUCCUCCUCUCCGGCACGCUGACAAUGCAAUACCCACACGACCCCGCCGCGAAAAAGGAGACGCUGCGCCCAGGACAGCGCUGGGACGUCGACGCCGGAAAGGUGCAUCAAGUCUGGAUCGGGCCCGAAGGCUGCACCUAUGUGAUCGGCGAAUGA
Messenger RNA from Didymella exigua CBS 183.55, 282 nucleotides. RefSeq lists its product as uncharacterized. The record is from RefSeq and is a predicted model, not a curated record. NCBI's taxonomy places the organism in Eukaryota, Fungi, Ascomycota, Dothideomycetes, Pleosporales, Didymellaceae. The transcript has 2 exons. Bases 1 to 282 code for a protein of 93 amino acids.